Pichia kudriavzevii is the source of this 1038-nucleotide messenger RNA. RefSeq lists its product as uncharacterized. The record is from RefSeq and is a predicted model, not a curated record. Gene Ontology annotation, molecular function: NADP binding; 2-dehydropantoate 2-reductase activity. Bases 1 to 1038 code for a protein of 345 amino acids. Lineage: Eukaryota; Fungi; Ascomycota; Pichiomycetes; Pichiales; Pichiaceae. Gene Ontology annotation, cellular component: mitochondrion; cytoplasm. The transcript has a single exon. Gene Ontology annotation, biological process: pantothenate biosynthetic process.
AUGUCCGUUUACAUCCUAGGCGCCGGUGGUGUGGGCACCCUCCUUGCGUCCUCGUUGACAAAACAGUUCGCAGUGAACUUCAUUGUGAGAAACCAAGCUAAAAUUGAACACUUGAGGAAGACAGGCAACGCAUUCCAGAUAAAACGCUUGUAUGAUAACGAUAGGGUUUUAGAUUAUCGGAUCAAAUCCGCAGUCACUGCACAUGACAUUCCAGACGAACACAUUGAGUUUUUGCUGGUCUCGGUGAAAGGAUUUGACACCAUCAAGUCGUUGUCUCCAUUAUUGGCGAAAAUCAACGAAAAGACCAGAAUCUUACUCGUGCAGAACGGGAUGGGAGUGGUGGACGAGUUAUAUGGUACGCUAUGGAAGGACAAAUCCAAGAGACCGAUUAUAUACCAAGGUGUGAUUUCUCACGGGGUUUGGCAACCACAAGAAUGGGCAAACACUUACAAUUACAAUCACGCAGGUUACGGGAGUUUGAAAGUGUGUCAAAUUCCGAGGGAGUUAUCUAAUCCUACCGAAAGUGGCCAGAUUGAAGAAGAUGACGUUAUCAAUGCCUUGCUGAAGAGUGAUUUGAAUGUCAGCACGCAUACCUAUAAAGAACUCUUGGUUUACCAAAUCCAAAAACUGUUGGUUAAUUCAUGCAUGAACUCAACAACAUCAAUUGUCGACGUCAUCAAUGGUGGUUUGGCAAACAUUGAAGAGGUGGACACACUUUUCACCUCAAUUGUUGAUGAAGGCCUGAGAAUCCUAUAUGAGGCAUAUCCUUCAUUGCAAUCUUCACCAUUAGCAAAAGAACUGCUGAACACCAAACCCCUAGUUGAGUUUGUCAAACAUGUUGGGUUUGGAGUUAAUGGGAAAAACUCCACCAGUAUGAGACAGGAUGUGCUCAACUUGAGGAAAACGGAAAUCGACUAUAUCAAUGGCCAUAUUGUUAGUAAGGCACAUGAGUUGGGAAAAGAGGCUCCUGUUAAUAGUACCAUCAAAACCUUAGUCAAUUUGAAAGCAAAGGUUCUAAUCAACCAAGCUGGCAAAUAA